Messenger RNA from Aegilops tauschii subsp. strangulata, 771 nucleotides. NCBI's taxonomy places the organism in Eukaryota, Viridiplantae, Streptophyta, Magnoliopsida, Poales, Poaceae. The record is from RefSeq and is a predicted model, not a curated record.
AUGGCGUGGCUAGGUCAGCUUCUUUGCCGUCUACUAGCGGACGCCAAAGAGUUUCUGUGGGCCAGCCCCAAUGGUUGCCCUCUUUGCCGUCUGCUAGCACACGGCAAAGAAGGCCCACUUAACGGGCGGCUCCAUCGUCUCCCCCUCUCUCUCUCUCUUUCUCUCUCCCUCCCGCGCGCCCGCCUCUCACCUCCUGUCGCCGCCGCCGCAGUCGCCGCCGCCGGCCCACCCCGCCCCCAGGACCCAGCCCCCGCCGCCGGCCAGCCCCGCCACCGUCCCGCACCGCCGCAGCAGGAGCCAGGCCGCGGCGGCCGCCCCGCCGCGCCCCGUCGCCGGACUCCUCCCCUGCGCCGCCCCACCGCCCCCCGUCGCCGGGCUCCUCCCCUGCGGCGCCCCGCCCCCAGGACCGAGCCCCCGCCGCCGGCCAGCCCCGCCGCGGCAGGAGCCAGGCCGCGGCGGCCGCCCCGCUGCGCCCCGUCGCCGGAGUACUCCCCUGCGCCGCCCCGCCGCGCCCCGUCGCCGGACUCCUCCCCUGCGCCGCCCCACCGCCCCCCGUCGCCGGGCUCCUCCCCUGCGGCGCCCCGCCCCCAGGACCGAGCCCCCGCCGCCGGCCAGCCCCGCCGCGGCAGGAGCCAGGCCGCGGCGGCCGCCCCGCUGCGCCCCGUCGCCGGAGUACUCCCCUGCGCCGCCCCGCCGCGCCCCGUCGCCGGACUCCUCCCCUGCGCCGCCUCGCCCACCGGCCGACCUCACCGGAGCAAGGUUAGUGUUUAG